AUAUUGAUUUAAUCUACAAGAUAGCAUGAAGACAUGUCAAGGGUUAAAACCAAGCAAAAGAAUUCCGAGAACAUCUAAACUCACAGGAAUGUUUGAAUAUGUAUAAACUCUCAUGAAUAUGCAUGUACCUCACGUAACCAUAUAUAAGAACAUUGUUUUAAGCUAACCGUGUGUUUUUGGAGUAUUGCCAAACAUCACAGCGCUGGAUAUUAAGCCCUUUUAUCCCUUAUUAAACUUGUAUAAAAAAUUUAAAUAGUGAGCUCUGUUUCUCACACGGCUCAGUGCUGUAGGAAGAUGGAGCGUUGGACAAGGGACCGGGGCGAGCGUUUGCGGUACCGGGAUCCUGACGCCUUCACCUGCCUCUCUCCCGAGCUCAACCCUCUUCGUCGCCCGGCCCCUGCGCCAGGGAAAGACGUUUCUUUCUUCUUGUUUCCUUCAGCUUCCUCCUCAGCUCUUUUCCUUUGGUGAGUCGCUUCGAGUACUGUGCUUGCUUUACACACUCUACUUCGCCACUGGCGAACCACCACCCUCCGCUCCCCUUAGGGCUUGAGGGUAGGGGAGGGAGGGGACGGGGCCUCGGCCGCUCCGCGCCGUGGAGUGGUGCUGACGGGCUCGGCGGCCGCUCUGCGCGAUGCUCAGUUGUUCCGGCGGUGGCGGAAAAAGGAAGUGACGCCACAUGCACAGCCCUGCGGCCUCCGGUGACAUUCUUUCUGGCUCUGGGGGCGCGGAGUGGCGUCCGCGCGGCUAAGACCCAGCUCCUUCCGGCCACCCAUGCCCCAGCUGUUACCCCCCUGGUGGAGGCUAGGAGAGGCCUUGCGGUGUCCAGGCUGCUGUAUUGCUGAAGACCUUAUCUAGUUCACCCAGUCUUCCAGACCAUGUGCUCCAUGCUUUGAGACCAGGAGGACCUUAGUGUUCUGAAAUGAAGAUGGAGACAGUGGGAAAAGCAGAACUUGUUGAUUCAGUUCCACCAAAGACUUCUGAAAAGCAAGAAACUGCUCCUGAUGAAGAUGGACCUAUAGAACUUGAGACACAAACUCAGAAAGACAACAUGCACGCUGCAGCAGACUCAGUGGUGCUUUCUUCAAUGCCUUGCUUACUGACGGAACUGAGGCGAGACUCUUCUGAGUCUCAGUUGGCAUCUACAGAGAGCGAUAGGCCAAUGGGUGGUCGAGUUUAUGAGAGUGACUCUUCUAAUCACUGCAUGCUUUCCCCUUCCUCCAGCGGGCAUUUGGCUGACUCAGACACAUUGUCUUCUGCAGAAGAGAAUGAGCCCUGUCAAGCUGAAGGUAUUGUAGAGGGAGACCUUUCUGCAGUGUCUGGGGCUGCAGUUGGGAGGAAAUCCAGGAGAUCCAGGUCCGAAAGUGAGACUUCAACAAUGGCUGCCAAGAAAAACCGACAGUCUAGUGAUAAGCAGAAUGAUCGAGCUACCAAGGUAAAAGGUCAUAGAAGUCAAAAGCACAAAGAAAGAAUCCGUCUCUUGAGACAGAAGCGGGAGGCAGCUGCUCGCAAGAAGUACAACCUGCUUCAGGACAGCAGUACCAGUGAAAGUGACCUGACGUGUGACUCAAGCACGAGCUCAUCAGAUGAUGAUGAUGAAGAGGCUUCAGGGAGCAGCAAGACAAUCACUGCAGAGAUACCAGCUGGCUUCAGUCGUGCUGGGGGAUCUGGAGGAACCACCAGGGAAAUUCCAGGAUUGGUUGACAGGGGCACCGUGUGGGAUAGGAACUGCAUAGGCAAUGUCCUGGAAGAGGCCAUGAACUGCUUUGCCGAGAUGCAGAGGCAGACAGAGGAGAAAUUUCGCAUGUGGAUAGAAAAGCUAACUCGUCUUGACAUGGACAAAGAAAGCAAGCAACAACUGGAGCCCAGAGAACCUAAAAUUCAACUAGUUGGCCAAAGAACCCCCCCUACCACACAGUCAGGGGCUUUCAUACAGAUGCCUGAUAGCCAAGUACUUCCACAGCAGUUGUUUAAUUUUUACAUGGGCUAUCAAAAUGUCAAUGCUACGUUAGAGUUUCCAGCGACUUUUAAUAACAGAUUUCUACCUAUCCUUUCAGAGGUUGGGAAUAUUGCAGAGCCUGAUCUGAAUCAAUCAUAAACUGAAAAAAAAAUCUCAUCUUUGCAAUUUUGAUGUUACUUUGAAUGAUGCUAAAAACAAGGUUUCCUUUUCUCUCCAUAUGUUUGUUUUGUUUUCUCUUUUGGGUUUUAAUACCAUGGGUUUGUUUGGUUUUUUUUUGUUUUUUUCAUUUUAUAGUGAAUAUAUAUGUUGUUUAUGCAUGUGUCAGCACACACAUAUAAACACCUUUAAAGAUUUGUAGGGGAAACCACCCUAAGCUUUCAUCACCAAACUUGACAAAAUAUAACUUAAAAUCCUUGUUUAGAUACCCCAAAAUCAGUAGAGCUAUAUUUGCUACAGUAGGAGCAUUCAUCCAGAUGCUCUUUUUGCAUGUUAAAACAUUUAUAUAAGUACCAGACUAGAUACAAACUCAUAGCAUUUUCUUAACUAUGUUUACUUCUGAGUUUUUCAGCUUGAACAUGUCAUACAUUAGUGUUCUUUUUCAUUUUAGGCAGAAAUAAUAAAUAAGCUUACCUUUAAGAUUUAGCUAUAUAUAACAAAUGUGCACAACUGAAUUUUUUUUGUCUCCCAGUUAGUGGUUAAUUUUCUGUCUAGAGUUUUUAUUAAUGUCUCUGCUGUGUUGCACAUGGCAUAUUUAUGGAAGAAGCUGUCUUAUAUUGUGUGCACAAAUAGGCACAUGUACAAAUAUAUAUAUGUUUGGUUUGGGUG
Messenger RNA from Pyrgilauda ruficollis (rufous-necked snowfinch), 2782 nucleotides. RefSeq lists its product as uncharacterized. Gene Ontology annotation, biological process: ubiquitin-dependent protein catabolic process. The transcript is spliced from 3 exons. The record is from RefSeq and is a predicted model, not a curated record. Bases 920 to 2095 code for a protein of 391 amino acids. Gene Ontology annotation, molecular function: ubiquitin protein ligase activity. NCBI's taxonomy places the organism in Eukaryota, Metazoa, Chordata, Aves, Passeriformes, Passeridae.